This is a messenger RNA of Thamnophis sirtalis, 1642 nucleotides long. It is a transcript of the gene B3GALT9, whose product is annotated as beta-1,3-galactosyltransferase 9. Gene Ontology annotation, cellular component: Golgi membrane. The record is from RefSeq and is a predicted model, not a curated record. Gene Ontology annotation, biological process: protein O-linked glycosylation. Lineage: Eukaryota; Metazoa; Chordata; Lepidosauria; Squamata; Natricidae. Gene Ontology annotation, molecular function: hexosyltransferase activity.
GUGCUAGAAUGGAGUGGGGCUUGCAGAGUGCAGGAGGAGGAGGAGGAUGGAAGGGUCCUUGGUGCCCUCUGAGUUGGUUGGUUUUCUGGAAGACGUUUCACUACCCAACUAGGUAACAUCAUCAGUGCUAAUGCAGAGGUGGUAUUCUGUAGUAGUGGAAAUCGCAGGUCCACCCCCGCCCCGGUCUAUGACAUCCAAUUUAGGCCCUUUUUUAGCCAAAAGCAAACCAGUAGGAAGGUUAAGUGAAUACCACCUCCGGUGCUAAGUAACUGAUGAUGACACCUACUUUGGUAAUGAAAUGUCUACAAUGAAAGCACCAAGUUUAGAGAGCACCAUGGAACUACAAAUAUUUUCUCUUCUCCUCUUCUCCUUUCCUCUCCUCCCCUCCUUUCACUUAUCUCCUCUACUCAUCAAUAGUUCUGACUCCACAGCAAGAACUGAACAGCACAGAUGUUGAAGGAAACAAGCACUAAUUUUUGUUCCUCUCCAUUUCAACAGCUGAUCUUCUGUAGGCUCCGAACUCACCAGUGGUGCUUUAUGCUCUUCAACGUGGCUCUUUUCCACAUUUUGCUCUUCGGAGCUGAUCUUGCGGAGGAAUAUUUCUUACAAGCCAUCCCCACCACUUACAUGGACGCGAAAGUCCUCAGAGCUCGAGAAAAAGCCCGGAUACUUGACAUGUCCUCCAUGAAAACCAACAUCUCCCAGGCUUAUGUCCUUAGUAACCCAGAAGCCUGCUCCAACCGAGAGGUCUUCCUGUUGGUUCUCAUCUUCAGUAGCCCCCAAAACCUGGACAGGCGCAGCGCAAUCCGGAAAACGUGGGCCAACGUGACCCACGUCCAAGGUUACACCACUCUGGUCUUGUUUGUGUUGGGAAAGCCAUCUUCAGCUACCACCCAAGUGGAGGUCAUCAAGGAAUCAGACCAACAACAGGAUCUGAUCCAAGGAAUCUUUCUUGAUACCCCUGAGAAUCAGACAAUGAAGGUCAAGAGGGCCGUAGAGUGGACCGUAACUUUUUGUCCCAAGGCCAGGUUCGUUUUCAAAGUAGACGAGGAGAUGUUUGCCAACCUCCAAUCCUUGGUUGAAUAUCUGCUCAACUUAAGAGCUCAUCCUGAAGACAUCUAUCUCGGAAGGGUGAUUCAUCCAAACGUCCCCAAUAAAGAAUUCCACAAUGGCAGUUUUACCUCCGUUAGAAAACAUCCCGGAGAGUAUUAUCCCGACUACUGCAGCGCCACAGCCUUGGUCAUCUCACAAGACGUUGCUCGAAAGAUCUAUGUAACUUCUAGAGAAGUUCCUCCUUCCCUACCGCCUGGCCUUUUUAUGAGCGUCUGUGCAAGGGCAGCCGGCGUGGUGCCUAUCCACAGCUCCCGGUUUUCUGGGGGGAGACGUAUCUGGUACAAUCGUUGCUGCUAUAAGUAUAUUUUCACUUCGACUGUGUCGGAGACACGCCAGCUUCUCCGAGAAUGGAAGGAGAUGAAAGGCAAUGAAGAUUGCACCUUACUGGAAACCUAUUACGGGCUGGUGUCCUGCAAAAUCAUGACGUAUCUGGACGGGUUGAAAGAGUCCAAAGUCAAAGCCGUUCAGAACGAGCAUUUUUCCAAUUAGAAGAAUCAAAAUAAUAGCAUCUCCGUUUGACUUUCUCAAU